UCUUAAAGCUAGCUAAAGUCAACAGUGUGGAAGUCAGUCAGUCCGUCUGUUAGCUGGAACUUCAACGUCACAAUAUACCUGGAAAUAUAACGUUGUAUACUCCUCAUCCUGUAUCAAUAUGAGUGAUCCUUGGAAAGAGUGUAUGGAUCACUGUGUGGAGGUCACCAAAGCGGCUGGGAAGAUGAUCCGCGAGGCGCUCCAGAAGGACAUCGCCGUCAUGCAGAAGAGCUCACCAGUUGACCUGGUGACUGAGACGGACCAGAAAGUGGAACAGCUCAUUAUAUCCUCCAUCAAGGAAAAGUACCCCACUCACAGCUUCAUAGGUGAGGAGUCAGUCGCAGCAGGCGCUCCCAGUGUUCUCAGUGACAACCCCACUUGGAUCAUCGACCCCAUCGAUGGCACCACCAACUUCGUUCACAGGUUUCCAUUUGUGUCCGUAUCAAUUGGCUUCACCGUGAAGAAAGAGAUAGAGUUUGGGAUUGUCUACAGCUGCAUCGAGGACAAAAUGUACACAGCACGGAAAGGAAAAGGAGCGUUCUGCAACGGAGAACCAAUCAAAGUUUCAGGACAAGAAGAUAUCAGCCAGUCUCUAGUGCUGACAGAAAUGGGCUUCAAGAAGAAUCCUGAGCAGUUCAAAACAAUGCUGGCCAACAUCAGGAGCAUCCUCACCAUCCCUGUUCAUGGGAUCCGCUCCCCGGGCAGUGCAGCUGUCAACAUGUGUCUGGUGGCGUGCGGCUCGGCGGAUGCUUACUACCACAUGGGCAUCCACUGCUGGGACAUGGCUGGAGGGGCGGCGGUCGUCACUGAAGCUGGAGGAGUUAUCAUGGACAUCUCAGGUGGGCCGUUUGAUCUGAUGUCUCGGAGGCUGAUCAUCGCCAGCAGCAGAGCAAUAGCGGAGCGCAUCGCCAAGGAGAUAACAGAGUUUGAUGUUGGCAGGGACGACACAGAUGGCCAGUAAAUUUCUCACAACUUUACAGAUAUUUAAUCACCCGACUGUUUUGUAUUUAACAAGUCACGAUUCCGUCUUUGCCUUAAGAACCAAAACAAUAAAGUUACCUCUGAAGAACUCUGAAGUUUGUGAGCGCGUCAGCGCUUCAGACUUCUUUUCAUUGUUGUGUUUCUGCACUUUGCCAAUCACAGAUUCAGACUUUUUUUUAUGUUGUUACUUAUUUAGACAGUAUUGAUGUGAGGAAUUACGCCUGUGUGUUCUAAUACACACUUGUUUUUAAGCCAUAUUUACUUAUUUAUUUGUGUGGACAAUGCAGUCAGAACAAGAUCAUGGAAUUACUUUGAUAACAUAGCAUUCAGCACUCCUGAAGUAAUUUUAGUAUAUGAUCAGAUGUUGACCAAAACUAGGAGUUGGGAUUAAGUUUUGAAGUAUAAACAUAGAAAUUUGUCGGUGUGUGUGUGUCCUUCACAUAUCUUGAGAACCGUUCAUCAGAUCUACUUCACACUUGGCAGAUGUUUUAUUGGAGAUCAAAAGCACGUGCAGUGUCAAAGUUGGUGCAAUUCAGACACACGACAUUCAGACACACGACCUGCAGAAAUGGGGGGCGGGGCUCUGGGCUCUGCUGACUGGAUUGAGCAUGUCGUCCUGCAAAAUCUCUUCCCUAAAUCCAUGCUCUACUUUAUACCCGCGGUGGUUUUGUUAAAGCCCAUGACUAAUACGCCUGUUUGGAAAUGAAUAGCUAUAACUCACCAGGGUUUGUGACCUUAAGUGUCUGCAACUUGGGUGUGUUUUACAAGAGCGGAUUUAGUGAUUUGGUGCUCACACCUUCUUCUUUACUUUACACCCUUUCCUUAAAUUAGCACUCAAGUACUCAAAACUUCUCAUCCAAAGUAAAGAAAUAUUAACUACAAAUAUUAAAACUAUUAAAUUACACACAGCAAAAGUCCUGCAUUCAAUUUUAUUUUUAAAGUAAAGAGUAAAAGAGAGGUAUUAUCCACACAAUGCCCUUAAAUGUACCUAAUAUCUGUUCAAAGUGGAGCUUCUCAUUCUAAUAUAAUGCUGAAUAGUUUAAUGCAUCAUAUUUAAAUUGUUAUAUUAAGACACAAUACAUACUGUUGGUAGAGUUGCAAAUAUUCAAGUACUUUGGGCACCUUUUGUAAGUCAAUCUGACCUACUGUGAGUUAAAAAACAACAUAUUUGAUAUCUAAACAUCAGAUUAAAUGUACAGCUGGUUGGGGCACCAGACAGUUUCCUGCCUUGCUUAAUGGUAAAGUCUGCCCAUGGUGUUUUUCCAUCAGUGGUCAGGACAUGGGUGUGUGUCGCAACUAUGUCACGAGUGUGACGCUGUUUGGGUGAGCGUUUCUCAAGAAGAUUGCAAACAGCAAUAUUAAAGGAAAAAAAACCCACAAUGUUUUGAACGGGUUCAUUGCGUGUUCAGUUAAAGAUGCAUUUGUUUACACAGUAAGUAAAUUAACUGUAGUGCCAUCCCAUUUCUAGUUUGCACUAUUGUUAUUGCAAGAAUUUGUACACACUGUGUGCAUAUAAAUGCUGUACUGUAUAACUUCUUUAUUAGUUCCAGACUUGAAAUACACUGGUAUUCUUGAAAACAUGUUUUAAUAUUGUGUUGUGUAAGGAUGUAAUGAAGGCAGCAAAUAAAGAGCACUAUAAAUA
Centropristis striata (black sea bass) is the source of this 2620-nucleotide messenger RNA. Its product is annotated as inositol monophosphatase 1-like. NCBI's taxonomy places the organism in Eukaryota, Metazoa, Chordata, Actinopteri, Perciformes, Serranidae. Gene Ontology annotation, biological process: signal transduction; phosphatidylinositol phosphate biosynthetic process; inositol metabolic process. The record is from RefSeq and is a predicted model, not a curated record. The transcript is spliced from 9 exons. The coding region runs from base 119 to 958 and encodes 279 amino acids. Gene Ontology annotation, molecular function: inositol monophosphate 1-phosphatase activity.